AGUCUCCGCAGUAACGUUGUGCCUAGGCAUGUCCAGAAGCGAUAAAAGCAUUUGGAGCCUGGCCAUUGAAGAGAGAGAUCGCUUGGAGAAAGAAAGAGAAGGAGACAAAGCGACUGAAACUUCAAUCAUUUUUGUUGGAAACAAGAAUGCGGGCAAAACGACCAUCAUACUAAGAUUUUUGGAACGGGAAGAACCGCCCAAACCUACAGUUGCUCUUGAGUACACAUAUGGACGAAAACAAGCUCGUGGAUCAAGCAUGGGUAAGAAUAUUGCUCAUAUUUGGGAACUUGGAGGUGGUACUUCGUUGACCAAACUUUUGGAUUCUCCAAUCAACGAGAAUACUAUUAGAACUAUCUCAUUAGCUAUCGUUGUGGAUCUCUCAAGGCCACACGAGCUAUUUCUGACAUUGGAAACUUUGCUAAAAGAGCUACGAACCAGAGUGAAGAAAACCUUAGCUCACUUGUCUACUAAAGAUGCCAGGGUUGUUGACAAGAUGAAGAAAGCAGCUUGGAAGAAAUAUGGAGAAGACCAUCCUGAUCGAGAUCUUCUGGAUUUGUUUCCAAUUCCAUUGGUUAUAUUGGGUACAAAGUAUGACAUUGUACAGGACUUUGACUCUGAGAAACGGAAAGUGAUUUGUAAAUUGCUGCGGUUCAUUGCACACACAAAUGGUGCUACUUUGCAGUUUUGCAGUGUCAAGUCAAGUGCGUUGGUUAGUCGUUGCAAUGGUUUGAUAUCGAGUCUAGUUUUUGGAACAUCACCAAGUCGUUUUAUUCAAGUGGAUCCAAGCAAACCACUUUUAGUUCCAGCUGGCAGUGAUUCUUUAGGAUCAAUUGGAGCACCUCUUCUACCCAGUGGUGAUAUAAGUCAUAUCAGUGCAAAAAAUCCGUAUGAAUUGUGGAAGCAGUCAUACACAGGAUUUUUUCCUCAAGAGAUGGCUAAGCCGCAGAAGCUAGAAGAUCCAUCGAAAGAUCCACAGUUUAAGGAGCCAGCAGUCGAUGCUAUGAGAGCUCAGAAGAACGAAGAGCUGGAGCGAUAUCGUCGUGUGGCGGAGAGAAAGGCCAGGGAAGCAGCUCGGCUCAAAAGUGCUGGAAUUGUGACAUAGCUAGAGUGCAUUGCUUGACUAACUUUAUUGCUUGAAAAAUCUUGAGUUGCUUGUUACAACUGGUGUACAAAUUUACUAGAUAAGUCUUAAAAAUUUAAUGACGUGUAAGAGAA
Molecule: messenger RNA, 1215 nt
Organism: Corticium candelabrum
Lineage: Eukaryota; Metazoa; Porifera; Homoscleromorpha; Homosclerophorida; Plakinidae
Product: cytoplasmic dynein 2 light intermediate chain 1-like
Exons: 17
Coding region: 29-1102 (357 amino acids)
Biological process (GO): intraciliary retrograde transport; intraciliary transport involved in cilium assembly
Cellular component (GO): cytoplasmic dynein complex; axoneme; ciliary basal body
Molecular function (GO): dynein heavy chain binding
Source: RefSeq, a predicted model, not a curated record